CUUCAGUAGAUUCAAUAAUGUCAGCGAUAGUGAGUGGUGUUUUGAAACUUACAGUUGGAGUUCUAGCGAACAAGGCUCGCAGUAGCCUUGCAGCACAUUUGAAAGAUGGCGAUAUUACGGACGAACAAUGUCGAAACUUGAUCGUGAAAGAACUUGACAAUAUCAAAAGCAAGCUAGAUGGCUUGUCAAGAAAAGAUUUACUGAGUAGCCUUUCUUUUCUACGAGAAGGAAUCACUGUACUAUCUAAGUUUCUUCUUGAAUUGGAAUCAAAUGAGAAUACGGCAGAAUCGUCCGAACGAGUGACCUUAGUUGAAUCUGCGUCAUCCGGAGACACUGGUCCUGAUUCUGCUAUCAACGAAGCUAUUGCUCUUAUAAAUGCUGUCUCGUCGUUGAAAAUACAUUCGAACGACCGCUUUAAGUCUGCAAUAGAAUCGUUCAAGCUCGCGCGUGAAAAGGCAACCGAAGCGUUCAAUAACGAAGCGUUGUCCAUCAAAGAUCGAAUUCGAGCGUCACAGAUCAGAAUGAUGGCGAGAAUUUUAGAAAAAUUGGAAGACCCAGAAACUAGCGUUUGCACUUGUCGGCAGUACCUCCAAGAGCUUCAUGAUGUGGACACUGUUAAAGGUAUGUUUUCUGUUCUGAUUGACGGAGGAACGAUUAAGUCGCUCAUCAGUAAAAAGGAACGACUUGAAAAUGCCUCUUCUGUUCACCUAAUGAAUCAAGUAUUGUUUGAUUUCGCCAGAAAGUUCACGCAAUCGCCACCGAGGAUUUUUGACUGGUCCACGAUUACGUUUGGUAAGAAAAGUUACCAUCCCAUAUUUGGAGAACCUGGAUUUUUUCGAAAACUUGAAGAGGCAGGUGUGCACGUUAUGCCACUGAAUCCAGAUUUCACCUUUGAUGAUAAAGUUUUCUCGGUAGAUUCUGUUGUAAACAGCAAAGGCCAGAUUGUUGCACAGGCGCAGGGUGAAGGCACUCUUAAAAUUUUUAAACAUUCAGGGGAAAGUCGUACUCUAAGUGAAGCUCCCAGGGAAGAGCAUGCGUCAGAAUGCUACGUGGAGGCGAUGGAUAUCGAUGCCAAAGAUAACCUAUAUGUUAUCACUACAUUUCGAGAAAGCGAUGAUGAAUCACGGAGUUUUAAGUUGUUUAUCUUUGAUGAGAAUGGAAACAAAAAGCACGAGUGUCCGUUACCUUUUCACUAUCAAAGCUCUACGGAAAAAGUGUGCAUGGCAAUAAACAAGGACGGGAAGAUCGCUAUUUUAAACCGCGAGAAGAGUUUCCUGUAUAUUGGUAAUGUAUGUGCGAAGCUGAAUUCGUUUAAAGUCGACGAUUGUCUUCGUCUCAACGAAUUAUCUAUCAUGCGUGUGAACUUUAGGUUCGCUGAUUUUAAUGGAACAAAAAUAAUUUCUGCAGAUAAGUAUGCUGUUUAUAUCUGUACAGAAAACGGAGAGUCAGAACAAAAAAUUAAGAUACCUGAAGAACAUGGAUUGGUUGAAUCAGUUGCAAUAAAUCACUCCACAAAACGUAUUCUGGUUAAAACGUGUCAGUCAUCGGGACGUAGUCUGUUGAGUUUCUCAGACACUGGAGAGCUAAUAAACAGUUUAUGUUUGGGUUCCAGCGAAUGGAUUAGAUAUGCUAAGGUUACUUCUCAUCCAAACGGUCCAGUUGCUUUAGUUGAUGAAACUGGAGCAGCUUUACUUCAACUGAAGUAAAACACUUAUGCAUGAAAAUGUUGAAAAUGAGCUGAACUCAUGAACUUAAUUCAAUAACUGAUUUACAUAAUAAUUGGUUGGUAUAAUUUUGAGUAAAGUUACCGGUUGUUAUUAAACACAAUCACACAUUCAUUAGGGUGCGGGGGAAUAUUGAACAAUGGCUCUACAUUUAUGAACUGAAUUGAACUUAUACAAUUAAUUGAUUAUUGUGUAGUAUAGUUUUGACUUUGUAACAUACAAUAAAUACAUUUUUUGACACAAUAUAUUCAUUAACAUACAGCGAG
Paramuricea clavata is the source of this 1990-nucleotide messenger RNA. NCBI's taxonomy places the organism in Eukaryota, Metazoa, Cnidaria, Anthozoa, Malacalcyonacea, Plexauridae. The record is from the annotation of a GenBank genome assembly.